UAUCCACGUGUAUCGUAUCAAUUAAGUCCAUCCACCACCUAAAAUGCACCUCACCACCACCCUCACCACAGCCCCAUCCGCCCUCCUCCUCCUCCUUCCCCUCCUCCUCCCCACCCUCGCCGCCGCCGCCGGUAACGCGGUCGUCAUCAACAACUGCAACAACCCAAUCUACCUCUGGUCCGUCGGCGGCUCCGUCGGCCCCCGCCAGACCAUCCAACCGGGCGCCAGCUACACCGAGGCCCUCCACUACGACCCGGCCUCCGGCGGCGUCUCCCUCAAGAUCACCAAGACCCCCGACGGCCUGUACGACGGCAGCCCCCAGCUGAACUACGCCUACACCCUCGACGGCGCCAAGGCCUGGUACGACCUGUCCAGCGUCUUCGGGGAUGCCUUCGCCGGCUCGGUGCUGAGUGUCAAGCCCAGCGAUACCGCCUGCCCCAAGAUCUGUUGGCCGAAUGGGGUCAACCCCGGUGGUAGUCAGGUUAAGACUUGUCAGGCGGGGAGUAAUGAGGUUUUGACGGUUUGUGCGGCUGGGUGUUAGGGUUUCCCUUUGCGGAUUACUGGGGAUAGGAGGGGUGGGGAGAGUAAUGCUUGGGUCUGGUUGGGCUUGGUUAAUGGAAGAUGUUAUUCAAUGAGGUUGAUAAUCAAUAGCGUAUGGCUUAUGCAGAGGAUAAUGAUGAUGAUGAUGAU
Messenger RNA from Aspergillus uvarum CBS 121591, 690 nucleotides. RefSeq names its product putative BYS1 domain protein. Bases 44 to 541 code for a protein of 165 amino acids. The transcript has a single exon. NCBI's taxonomy places the organism in Eukaryota, Fungi, Ascomycota, Eurotiomycetes, Eurotiales, Aspergillaceae. The record is from RefSeq and is a predicted model, not a curated record.